Messenger RNA from Monomorium pharaonis (pharaoh ant), 3016 nucleotides. RefSeq names its product protein yellow. The record is from RefSeq and is a predicted model, not a curated record. Gene Ontology annotation, cellular component: extracellular region. The coding region runs from base 1204 to 2541 and encodes 445 amino acids. Lineage: Eukaryota; Metazoa; Arthropoda; Insecta; Hymenoptera; Formicidae. The transcript is spliced from 6 exons.
GCACUAAAAAAAAACUGUGCUUCAAAACUAUUUUUUAUUUAUUCGGUUUUCGUCAGACUAUGCAAUACUUGCGGUUAUCUCGUGACAAUUUUAAUAUAACUUAUUUGCGAAUAAAUUUAAAAUGGUAAAAUUUAAAAUGACAAAGUGACCGGAAUUAAAAUGGAUGUUUUUGCGUCCGCGUAGACUCCGUCGAAAAGUUGCGUCGAAAUCGCAAAUUAUACUUAAUAAACUCCCAUGACUAAUAACCGUUACACGCGGUUUUUCACCGUAAUUACCAAAUAGUGAUAUACAAUAUUACCUAGCGUGACGAUAACAAAUAACGUGCGCAACAGUCUUACCACUCCGUCUUUUCUAUUCGAAGGUUUACUUCAGUCACUUUCGUCACCGCGGUUUCCCGAUUUUUCCCCGCUCGCGUGCGUAAUUUAUAUAUGCAGAAGCAAAAUACUUGUGCGUACACUUCACUUGCGUACCAUGACCUCAAACAGCAAUCUUAUCUUUGACAUGACAACCGGCUAAGCAACCACCUCCCUUUGAACGCUUCGGUUCCGGUGGAGCGGAGAUGUUCGGGCGCGAACGCGUGAAAAGUAACGCGCUACCUUGAGAAAUCUCGCAGUCGUCUCUCAGUCGUCUCGUAGUCCGGAGCAUAAACCCAGGACCCUGUUCUUUUCAAAUUGUCGUUUACAUUGAAAUAAUAUCGAAUAGCCAGCCACGCGAGAAGAGUAGAUCGGACUGGAAACUAUCGCGCUCGCCGCACGUUUUCUGUCGUAAUAUACGACGAGCGUUAAAGAUAACGUAAGAAAAGGGAAAACUACGGGAAAGAUAAAGAGAAGAUAUCCCGGUAUCGCGUUCACGAUCAUCACGAAAUUGGAUUAUUGGAGACGUAAGCGGGAAAACGGGAAAACUAAGAGAGAAAAGCGUUUCGUUCAAUAUUAAUCGUUAGCGCUAGCGAACAUAACAACCGCUUCCGAACUUUUCUAUCCGUGACAGUGAAAGUGCCGAGGAAAGAAGGAAAAAAGACCGGCUGCCUCUUUAACGAUACCUCGUAUUUACGAAGGAGCGGAGUAAGAACGUCGUUGCGAGCCAGUACUUCGUCGAAUUUGAAAACGGAGAGACGCGUGUACAUUGCAUCGUAUUAUCAUUCAGUGUCACAAUCACGAAGAAGUGGUUAAAACUACAAAUUCCUCACUGUGAAGAUAAGGCUUUAUGACAUCAAAGAGAUUUAUGAUGAAGCUUAAUGCACUUAUUCAAUUACUAUGCCGUUUUAUUGUACCGUUCCUGUUCCUGAAAGGAUGCACCAGCAUCGAAAAAUUGAAAGGCAUAUAUUCCUGGAAGGCUUUGGAUUUUGCCUUUCCAAAUAAUUAUGCGAGACAACAAGCUAUAUUAGAGGGCCGAUUUAUUCCUGGAGCACCAUUACCGAUUGACGUGGACUUCUAUCAUCGAGCUAAGCAAGGAUCUGUAGUUUUCAUUACGAUGCCAAGAAUUCAAAAUGGAGUUCCAGUCACCCUCGGUUACGUCACAGAUGCUGUUUCUCCUGAAGGAAAUCCAAUAAUUGCACCUUAUCCAAACUGGGAAUGGAACAGAUUAGGACAUUGUGAUGCGAUCACCAGCGUGUUUAGAGUACAGGUGGACUCGUGCGACAGGUUGUGGGUCAUUGACACGGGCAAACUCGAGGAGCAACAAAUCUGUCGUCCUCAAUUGCUGUCGUUCUCGCUGCGAACAAAUAAGGUCCUGAGCCAGUAUAAGUUCCCCAAAAGCCAAUUCAAGGAUGAUUCCCUGUUCGUGACGAUCGCGGUCGAUAUUCGCAAUCACGUCGACAAAUGUCAAGACACGUUCGUCUACGUCGCCGACGUGACAGGCAACGGAUUGGUCGUCUACGAUCAUCGUAACGCACGUUCCUGGAGGAUUACCAACAAUCUGUUUUAUCCCUAUCCCGCUCACGGAACGUUCCACAUCAAGGGUGACACGUUCGAUCUUAUGGAUGGCAUUUUGGGCCUCGCCCUAAGUCCGGUGAAGCAGGACGGCGACAGGAUUUUAUACUUCCACUCUUUGGCCAGCAAAGUCGAAAGUUGGGUACCCACUUCUACGCUCAGGAAUUAUAGCCUCUUUCAAGAUCACUCCGAUGCUGCGCCAAGAUCAUUCCGUUCAUUCCCAUUGGAAAGGUCAUCGCAAUCUGCCGCUCAAGCCAUGGAUGAGAGGGGGGUUCUCUUCUUCGGUCUUUUAUCAGAUCUCGCUAUAGGGUGUUGGAAUAGUAUCACUUAUCCCGAAUACGGUGGUACCAAUACCGAAGUCGUUGUCGUCAAUCCCGAUACGCUGCAAUUUCCGUCUGGAAUGAAGGUUAUCACCGCGAAAAACGGCCGUCAGGAAUUGUGGAUUCUCACAUCGUCAUUCCAAAAAUUCAUGACCGGAACUAUGAGCUCGAACGAGACAAACUUUCGGAUACAGGCUGGUUACGUAGACGAGCUCAUUCGCGGUACCAAAUGUAACGGUGCGCGUACACACUUUGACGACCAUCACGGCUACGGGAGGUCGUUGUUGAAAUGAAGAUCGUGGCACCGCGGGGAGUUCGACGAUUCGCGUUUUCAGACGUCCGUCUGGUGGAGCAAGUAUCCGAAUUUCUUCGCGGAACACCACCACUUCCCCUUCCAUAUAAUCCCGCCGUCGUAUAAUUCGUUCCCGAGAAUUUUUACUAGACCAUCCUUUUUCCCUUGGAUCAUGAGAUCAAUCUACAGUCACCGACCAGUCGAUUACAUCUACAUUGAUCACGAUUGAAAAACGCGCGAUACUACAUGUACCUUAAUAUUCCUAAUGCAAAGGACGUCCCGCAUCCUCUACAAUGAGUUUUCUCAAGAUUCUGUAAAAUUUAUCAACUCAAAGCCGAGCUACUUGUGGUGCCAGUUAAGCUUUACAGUUUACAGUAGUUGUAAUAAUUCUAGUGGUGUGGUAUCCGAUUCAUCGGAAAUAAUUAUCACCAAUGGAUAAAAUAUAUUAUCGUUCCUAAUAAAUAUAAUAUAAUCAA